UCGAAACCGAAGUGAUAUUGCCUUGGAAAUCCUGAAAAAAUAUUCCAUACUCUACCUCUAGCACAUGAAGUGAGUGAAAAUGUCGUUUGAGGCGAGGAUUUUGGAUUCCUUAAGACCCAUAUUCCCGCAGCUAAAUGACCGCGUUUUAACGGAGUGCAUAAGGAAUGUUCAAGAAACCGUUGGAAGUGAUCCCGCCACUAUAUUACCCGGAUGCAUUGACAUGCUCUUGAGUAGAACUAUUAAUGAAGAAAAUUUAACGGCAAACAGAUCAGUUGUGCCUGUGACAAAACCUACAAACGAAAAAGCAAACUCGUUUGUUAUAGAAGAAGACGAUGAUGUAGUGUUUGUCUCGAAAACGAGCCGUGUUCAGACGGCGGCUGCAACCAGAAUUGCACCAAUGAUCAUUGAUGACGUGGAGAUUACGGCAUACCACUCUUCGUCCACCCCGAGAGGCGCAUCUAAUCCACCUCCGCUAAAUGCUGGUUGUAACACAAGGGACCUGAAGCGAAAUCUUUCGUUCGAAGGAGAGACACAAUUUCCUCGUGCGCCAUUUUCGAAUAUGCCGUCAGCGAAUCUUCAAGAUUCUAAUCGACAUGUUCAGGUUACACACGCUAAACAUCCUCUAGAUCCCACAGAAGGAGCUAUGGAAAACCUUCACGCUCUAUUCCCCGAUGUAAGAGAUGAUUAUCUUCAAAGCUUGCUUGACAGGUGGUCACAUCUCCCUCGAGAUGUGGCCAUCAAUCAUGCUUGCAAUGAGUUAAUUGAGAAACGUGAUUAUCCAAAGAAAGCAUCUAAAUUAACUAAUCCUCUGGGAACCAAUACUUCUGGAAAUGUCUGUGUAGAGAAAGACUUCUUCAAAGACUUUUCAGGUCCAGUGUCAUUGCAAUACCAAAAUCAGUGCUUAGUUUUACUUCAAAAUGAAUUCAGAAUGAUUCCCAAGGGGCAAAUUAAGAAAGCUUUGCAAAUAUUUCGAUAUCACUAUGCCCCAAGUAGAAGAUAUCUGCAGGAACAACUUCGCAUUUCUACACAAAGGGAUGCAACUGCCACAGUGACAGCUGCACCCUCUUGUCAACUCACAAGUAAGGUGCCAUUAGCCACUGUUGAUGAGACUCCCUAUGCACUUAGCCAGCGACCACCUCAAAUUCAACUUCUUAGGUGUGGACGCUCUCCAGUACAGUCAAAUUACUCACCAUUUAACAUGGAUGAGGAACUUUUAAGGGAGAUGGAGUAUGUGAAAAAGUGGGAUCUUUCUAGAACUGCAGAGAAGGAUCGAUUAUUUGCCUUAAGCUUAAAUGACCAGCAGUAUGAAGAAGAAGGCCAGAAAAUUGAAUGUGGCUGUUGCUAUGGAGAUGCAGCUUUUGAAGACAUGGUUCAGUGCCUGGAUGGUCAUCUUUUCUGUGCAAGUUGUCUGAUGAACUAUGCAAAGGAGGCUGCUUUUGGCCAAGGUAAGACAACUCUUGUGUGCAUGAGUGAUGGUUGUGAAGGCACAUUUCCCAUGAGUCAACUGAAGAAGGCCUUGCCGGCCAAAAUCCUGGAGAAAUAUGAAGAUCGUGUGCAAGAGGAAUCCCUUACAUUGGCCCAAAUGGAUGAUUUCGUGCAGUGCCCUUAUUGUGAUUUUGCAGCAAUUUUGCCACAGGAAGAGAAAGUUUUUAAAUGCCAGAAUCCUUCUUGUGCCAAAGAAACCUGUCGGUACUGCAAAGAGGAAUGGUCUGAUCAUUUUGGCUUAAAGUGUACUGAGGUUGAAAAAUCAGCACAGAAGGAUGUGAGGCUUUCAUAUGAAGAAAGAAUGACAAUGGCAAAGAUAAGAAAAUGCCCAAAGUGUGGGUGCGAGUUCACCAAAUCAGAUGGGUGCAACAAAAUGACAUGUCGGUGUGGAGCCACAAUGUGCUAUGUCUGCCGUAAGCCAAGUAUUCAUUAUAACCACUUUUGUCAGCAUCCAAAGGAUCCUGGAAAGCCGUGCACAAAAUGCAAAAGUUGUUCGCUGUGGAGUGAUCCUUCCGAAGAUGAUAACCGUGCAGUGAAGGAACUUGAGAAGGAAGCCCAAGAAGCAAAGAGGAAGUUUGAGGCAGAAUCAGAGGACAUCCCAGCUAAAAGGGUGAAGAAUGUAUGAGAACUAUAUUAGAGAUGUAGCUUCUUGAGAGUGUGAAUUACAGUAAGGUUAUAACAUGAAAUUCAUGUCCUUUGGCAGUUGGCAAGAGGAAGGAUUAGAAACAUUAGAAGGUACUUUCUAUUCAUUUUGUCACCCCAUUUCAGAAAUUGUGAUGUUACACCAGAAGAUUUUCAUCUUUCAUUUUACAAAUUAUUGUCAACAAAUAAUCAAAUGAGGGUUACAUAUAUAUGCUUCACCUUUAGGGUUUAUGUUUAUGUAAAAGUAAAGAACUUGUUAUUAUACUGAAGUUCUGAACAUCAGACUUUAAAUUUGGUCAUUUGUGUAAUCUUGUGUAAAAACAAUUUCUUACAAAAAAAGUAUUUGAGAAUUGAAAAGUAGUGAUCUCAAGAGUAUCAGUUCUUUGAAAUGAGGCAAUUCAGGGAGCAAGCUUAAAUAUUCUUUCAGCAAGAAGGACUGCCAGUUUUACAUUUUCUGUUUUAGUUUGAGGAUUUCUCAAACCUGAAUUAUCAUAUGAUCACAAUGAUCUCCAAAACAUUACAUUUAAA
Molecule: messenger RNA, 2655 nt
Organism: Pocillopora verrucosa
Lineage: Eukaryota; Metazoa; Cnidaria; Anthozoa; Scleractinia; Pocilloporidae
Product: E3 ubiquitin-protein ligase RNF216-like
Biological process (GO): proteasome-mediated ubiquitin-dependent protein catabolic process; protein linear polyubiquitination
Cellular component (GO): LUBAC complex
Molecular function (GO): ubiquitin binding; ubiquitin-protein transferase activity; zinc ion binding
Source: RefSeq, a predicted model, not a curated record